UGAAACGUCAGUGUCAGAGUUGAAAGGACAAAGCUCGUCGUCACUGAGAAACAUGGCUGCUUCCCUGGAUGACAUGUUUUCCUUCUGCGUGGACCCCGGUAAAGUGUCCACCUGCGUGGAUGUCCGAUUUAUAGACAAUAUUAAGGGUAAGGGUCUCUUUGCCAGAAAGAGCAUCAAGAAGGGAGACACCAUUUUUCUUGAACGGCCUCUCGUGUCUGCCCAGUUCCUGUGGAAUGCUUUGUAUAAAUAUAAAGCCUGCGAGUACUGCUUACGUGCUCUGGAGACUGCAGAGGAGAAUGCGAGGAGACUCACCGGCAACCCUGGACUCACCCUUCCUCACCCGGAGCUCUGCCGUGUUCGACCAGAGCUGCACCAAGCCUGCCCUCAAUGCCAGGUGAUGUACUGUAGCAGCGAGUGUCGACAAGCUGCAGCGGAUCAGUACCAUCGAGUUCUGUGUUUGGGUUCCUCCCAGGACGAUCAGGACCACCCCAUCAACAAGCUGAAAGAUGCAUGGAGGAGUAUGCAUUAUCCCCCAGAGACCUCCAGCAUCAUGCUCAUGGCCAGAAUGGUGGCUGUGGUCAAACAGGCCAAAGACAAAGCACACUGGCAGAAGCUGUUUUCACACUUCUGCAGCCGGACAGGUAAUGAGGAAGAGGAGAUCGCCCAUAAGCUCCUAGGAGAGAAGUUCAGAGGGCAGCUGGUCUUGUUGCACAGCCUUUUUAAAUCGGCACUUUAUGAUGAGCAUCUGAGUCGGUGGUUUGUCCCUGAGGGUUUCCGCUCUCUGUUUGCUCUUGUGGGAACCAACGGACAAGGCAUCGGUACCAGCUCCUUGAGUCGGUGGGUUCAUGCCUGUGAUGCGCUUGAGCUUCCUGCCCAGCAGAAGGAGCAAUUGGACUCUUUUAUCGACCAGCUAUACAAGGACAUUGAGAAAGAAACUGGAGACUUUCUAAACUGUGAGGGCUCUGGACUUUUUCUGCUUCAAAGCUCAUGUAACCAUAGCUGCAUUCCCAACGCAGAGGCGUCCUUCCCCGACAACAAUUUCCUGCUUCAGCUCAGUGCCCUUAGUGACAUCAACCCAGGAGAGGAGAUCUGCAUCAGUUAUUUGGACUGCUGUCAACGGGACCGAAGCCGUCAUAGCAGACACAAAAUUCUGAGGGAGAACUACCUGUUUGUCUGCUCGUGUCCAAAGUGCGUCUCCCAGAUGGACGAGCUGGACGUGACAUCAGAGGAGGAAGAGGAAGAAGAAGGCGAGGCAGAAGGUGAAACAGAGGGAGAUGAAAUGGAAGAUGAGAUGACGGAUGUCUGAUGAAAGACUUGCCCUUAUUGUUCUCAACCAUUUCCUUUCCUGCCACCACGCUAAGCAACCUAAGGAAUAAAGACCAGUUCAAACCGUGAUCUGCAUUUCACCAGAACUGUCCAAAUGUGUGAAAAAUGUCAACGCAUUCCACUCAUUCUUUGUCCAGUUUCAGAGAUCAGCCACAGAACACUGUGUGGCAGCAUUGGGGUAGUGACAGUUUUUGGUGUUGUUUUUGCUUUACUUCAGCACACUGAAGGGUUUGAAUAAAUCAAAGACUAUAACUUUCAGGCUUUGUGGGCGAAUAUCUAAGGAUUGGUAGUUUUUUUUUGUACACUUGGGGACUAUGUAUAAAAAGGCUGAUAUUUCUAGACAGUUUAUUAAAUGUGGAUGUAAAUGCUUUUUUAAAUCUACAUUAAUUAAAAAACAUUCUAGCCAGUUGGGGGCAGCACCACCAAUUGUAAUCUUUGAUAUAUCACCUUAUUAAAGAGUAACCCCUUGGAAUCGUUCUGCUCAACAAUGGUUGAAUUCCUCACCUUGAAGCAGUAAUGUACAGGUUUCCUCCACUACCCCGUGACAUCAUCGUUGGGUGUGGUUACUGGUGCAACAAGAGCACAUUUCUGACUGCACCUAGCUAGAAACAACCGUGAUGAGAGUGAUGAGGAAGACUCAAAACAGUAAA
This is a messenger RNA of Etheostoma cragini (Arkansas darter), 1976 nucleotides long. It is a transcript of the gene smyd5, whose product is annotated as SMYD family member 5. The record is from RefSeq and is a predicted model, not a curated record. The transcript has 13 exons. Gene Ontology annotation, molecular function: protein binding; histone H4K20 methyltransferase activity. The coding region runs from base 53 to 1306 and encodes 417 amino acids. Lineage: Eukaryota; Metazoa; Chordata; Actinopteri; Perciformes; Percidae.